Adineta steineri is the source of this 1029-nucleotide messenger RNA. NCBI's taxonomy places the organism in Eukaryota, Metazoa, Rotifera, Eurotatoria, Adinetida, Adinetidae. The record is from the annotation of a GenBank genome assembly.
AAUGGACAUUUACACGUUGGUGAUACAAUUAUUGUUGCUGGUCAAGAAGGUCCAAUUGUAACACAAGUUCGUGGUCUUCUUAUGCCAGAAUCAAAUAGAGAAUCACGUGUUCGCAAUCAAUAUCAAAAUUAUAAAACAAUCAAAGCUGCUUGUGGUAUAAAGAUUGCUGCUAAAAAUUUAGAAAAAUCUAUGGCUGGUUUACCCUUAUUUGUUGGUCGAAAAGAAGAUGAAGUUGAUUAUUUUAAAAAUGAAAUUCAAAAUAUUCUUAAAACAGCUCUUAGUUCAAUUAAACUACAAGAAACUGGUGUUUAUGUUCAAGCAUCAACAUUAGGUUCAUUAGAAGCCUUACUUGAAUUCUUAGAAACAUCAAAUAUUCCAUAUGCUGGAAUUAAUAUUGGACCUGUUCAUCGAAAAGAUAUUGUUCGUGCAUCAAGUCAACUUGACAGAAAACCACAAUGGGCAGUUGUCUUAGCAUUUGAUGUGAAAAUUGAAAGAGAUGCUCAAGAUCAUGCAGAUAGUGUUGGUGUUAAAAUCUUCCAAGCGGAUAUCAUGUAUCAUUUAUUUGAUAUGUUUUUGGUACAUCGUGAAGGUUAUAAAAAAGAAGAUCAAGAAAAAGCUCGACAUCUAGCCGUAUUUCCAUGUAAAUUAAGAGUUCUACCAGAAUUUAUGUUUAAUAAACGUGGUAAAAUUAUAUGUGGUGUUAUUGUUGAAGAUGGUUUUGUUAAAUUAGGUACACCAAUAUGUGUUCCAUCAAAAGAAUUUAUUGAACUUGGUCGAGUUGUUAGUAUUGAAUUAAAUCAUAAACCAUUGGAUAUAGCAAGAAAAAAUUCUGAAGUUUCCAUCACAAUUGAACCAGUUGGUAAUGAAGCACCAAAAAUAUUUGGACGAGAUUUUGAUGAAACUGAUCUAUUGAUGAGCAAAAUUUCUCAAGAAUCUUUUGAUGUUGUUAAAGAUCAUUUUCGUGGUGAUAUGCAAAAAUCUGAUUGGCAAUUAAUGAUUGAAUUAAAAGAGAUAUUUAACAUUCUUUAA